Lonchura striata (white-rumped munia) is the source of this 1389-nucleotide messenger RNA. The record is from RefSeq and is a predicted model, not a curated record. Lineage: Eukaryota; Metazoa; Chordata; Aves; Passeriformes; Estrildidae.
AUGGCUUCUACAAGUAAAAGAAAUUCUGCAGUGAGAAUUCAAACUACAUUUUGCCCUGAAGGUGGAGUCUGCAAGGACGGAUUCCUUAUCAAAUCACCACCUCCUCAACUUUUCAGCUCACAGAAUUCCUGGAAAAGGCGUCUUUUUGUCCUGUCCAAAUCCAGCACAGGGAAUUACAUCCUGAAGUAUCUAAAAGGCCAACACGUGAAAGGCUCCAUAGCUGUUGAUCAAAUCAUAAGUAUUCAAGUUGGCAUAAGUAAUGCUGAAAUUAUGGAAACGGUGAGGAAGAUGUUUAAGUGCCUUCCUGAGCAGGUGAUGUCCAUCAGCACUGGAAACAGGCGUUACUACCUCAUUGGGGACAGCAGGCAGGAAAUAGACGACUGGGUCACUCUGAUAUCUUCAGUCUGCAGGGAGGACAAAAGUGGAUGCUGCCCUCAGAACCAAGAUCUUCCAAAUCCAGAAGUCAGAAGCCGGACUUCCUCUUUGCCACUCUUCCUGAGUUCUGUAGAUAUGACCAGCCUUCCUGACAGGCAAAGCUACCAGAAGGAGAAUGGCUUCUCAGAAGACAAGAACAGGCCUUAUUCAGAUCCUGGCACCCAUCAGGCUCAGUGUGACUCACCAAGAGGAGUUUUUCCAAGCCUGCAGGAUAAAAUUCUGGGAAGAAGUGAGGAAAACCUGCUGCUGUCAGAUCCAGAGGAAAACAUCAAAAAGGACGAAGAAGAUUAUUACCAAACUCCCAGCAGUGUUUUAGCUAAGUGCACUACUGAAGUAUUAAAGCCUGACCCUACAGCUGAGUCUGAUGUCCCUGAGCAAGAGAAGCCAGUGCAGAACAGCCCAGUAAAGGAGAACAUUUAUAUGUCAAUGAAAUCACUUAAGCUGCUGGAUGGGACGUGCCAGCUCAUGUGCAGACAUGAUGGGCUCCCAUCCCCUCCCAAAUGCCAGAACAGCAGUGCAUGUCCAAGAGACUUGGAAACAGACAAAGGCACAAAACUCCCAGAAAGCAGCACCAGCCUGCAGCCAACCCUCCAGAGAAGGCAAAACUCAUUACCCCUCUCAGUGGUUCACUUGUCUAUACUGCUCAGUCAAGUUACAGAUGAGAUGCAGCUGCAGAAAUUGGAUAUUUUCGUACCCCUGGCUGAUAUUAACAAUUACCUAAAACUUACUGAAGCAGCAGGACGAAUAUGCAUUUCACAGUGGGCUGGUCCUCUCAGGCUGGGGUGUUUGUUUAACCAUGGAGACCAUGUGGUGGCUGUGAAUGAUCUGCAGCCCCAGGGUGUGGAGGAGGCUUUCUUCUUCAUCAGCAGGUCCACGAGAAAGGAGGUGAAACUUACUGUAUGUAGGAUUCCACAUUCAGAUAUCUUCCAUGCUAAAGGCUGCUCAUGUUCCUGA